Molecule: messenger RNA, 7115 nt
Organism: Strigops habroptila (Kakapo)
Lineage: Eukaryota; Metazoa; Chordata; Aves; Psittaciformes; Psittacidae
Gene: SMOC1
Product: SPARC related modular calcium binding 1
Exons: 12
Coding region: 189-1631 (480 amino acids)
Biological process (GO): extracellular matrix organization
Cellular component (GO): basement membrane
Molecular function (GO): extracellular matrix binding; heparin binding; protein binding
Source: RefSeq, a predicted model, not a curated record
CGAGGCGGGUAACCUGCCGCGGCGGGAGGGGGCAGAGCCGCCCGAGCCGGCCCGGGGCACCGCGAGCGCCGCCCGCCGACGGACACGCCGCUGCCGGGCCGAGGGGCGGCCGCCCGGGAGAGCCUCCUCCGGUGGGCGCAGAGCCCUGCCGCCGUCCCGCUGCUACCCUGCCGCCGCCCCGAGGGACGAUGGUGCCGCGGGCCUGGCGCUGCGCGGGGGCUCGCCCGUUCCUGCUGGCGCUGCUGCUGGUGCAUCUGCCUCAGGGUCGCGGCCACCGAGCCACGGGGCCCCGGUUUCUAAUAAGUGACCGUGACAGAGACCCUCAGUGUAACCUGCAUUGCUCCAGGUCCCAGUCCAAACCCCUCUGUGCCUCUGAUGGCAGAACAUAUGAGUCAAUGUGCGACUACCAGAGAGCCAAAUGCCGGGAGUCAAGUCUGAGUGUGACACAUCGUGGCCGAUGCAAAGAUGCUGGCCAAAGCAAGUGUCGAUUAGAGAGAGCUCAAGCACUGGAACAGGCAAAGAAGCCCCAGGAAGCAGUCUUCAUCCCAGAAUGCAAUGAAGAUGGAUCAUUCACGCAGGUGCAGUGCCAUACCUACACUGGAUACUGCUGGUGCGUGACACCUGAUGGCAAGCCUAUUAGCGGCUCUUCUGUACAGAACAAAACUCCUGUAUGUUCAGGUUCUGUAACUGAUAAACCAUCAAGCCAGGGUAAUUCUGGAAGGAAAGUUUCUUUUCGAUUCUUUUUAACCCUCAAUUCAGAUGAUGGUUCGAAGCCAACACCUACCAUGGAAACCCAGCCGAUUUUUGAUGGAGAAGAAAUCACAGCACCCACCCUUUGGAUUAAGCACUUGGUCAUCAAAGACUCCAAGUUGAACAGCUCCAAUAUAAGGAAUUCAGAGAAAGUUCACUCCUGCGACCAGGAAAGGCAGAGCGCCCUGGAGGAGGCCAGGCAGAACCCCCGCGAGGGUAUCGUCAUCCCUGAGUGCGCACCCGGAGGACUCUACAAACCAGUCCAAUGCCACCAGUCGACUGGGUACUGCUGGUGUGUCCUGGUGGACACGGGACGUCCCCUGCCUGGUACUUCCACUCGCUAUGAGACCCCAGUGUGUGAAAGCGAUGCCAGAUCGAAGAGCACAGAGAUUGAUGAUCCAUUCAAGGACAGAGAACUUCCAGGCUGCCCAGAAGGGAAGAAAGUUGAAUUUAUUACCAGCUUACUUGAUGCUCUGACUACGGACAUGGUACAGGCUAUUAACUCGGCAGCACCUACUGGGGGUGGGAGGUUCUCCGAGCCAGACCCCAGCCACACGCUGGAGGAGCGAGUGGUACACUGGUACUUCAGCCAGCUGGACAACAACAGCAGCAAUGACAUCAACAAGCGGGAGUUGAAGCCUUUCAAGCGUUAUGUGAAGAAGAAAGCGAAGCCCAAGAAAUGUGCCCGACGUUUCACUGACUACUGUGACCUCAACAAGGACAAGUCAAUCUCGCUUCAGGAACUGAAAGGGUGCUUAGGAGUCAGCAAGGAAGGAGUGCCCGAGCGACCAACCCACCCUCCUUCUUCUUCUUCCUCUUUAAUCUUCACCUCAUCUUCUGUUGGGACCUGGACCAAAUUGAUAUUUUUAGAAAUUUUAUGAAUUGAAACUCUUCAACCCAAAUUCAAUAAGUAUCAGUCAUUCUUGACUGUGGACAGACUUGCUUGGCAGCAGACGGCAAACAGGGAGAUUCCAAAGGGCUAAUAUCCUGUGCAGGUGUUUUGGCUGGGUGGACAGCUCUUGUUAUAACUGUUGUGCCAGUUGGGAAGGGUGAGUAGCUUUCUUUCUCCAGGCUUAACCUUUCCUUAGUUCUUUCUUCAGGUUUAACACAAGAGGGAAGGGAAUCAGUGCAUUUAGGUGUUGGGAAGUUGCCUUUUAUAGGUGCUUUCUAAGCACCUUAGUUAUAAUAUGCCUGUUGCAUUACUUGUCAGCUGUGAGCAGCAUUCAGCUUCCCUAGCUCAGUGGAAGUUUUUUUCUUCGUCAUUGGUACCUUGCUGAGGAAUGACAUUACCAAAAUAGCAACCCUGUUCCUUAAUUUUAUUACCUUCCCAAUAAGAUGAAUAUGCCAAAUGAGUUUUAUUGCUAUUUGGCCUGGAAUAAGGCUUUCUGGAAUCUGCUGCCUUGGCCAACCAAGUGUUCAAAAUAUAGUUUAUGGAAGGUAAAAAAAAAAAAAGGGCGAGAAGGCAGAAAAUGUGAAUCUUUGAGCCUGUGCAAAGGGAAAGGAAAGCAGUGAGACAAUGUGAGUGCCUGAUUGCCCAACUAUUUGUCAAGAACACAGCUUUGACCUUCCAUGGUUUCUUCUGUUGCAUGAGGGGACAGGUUUGUGCUCAAAAAGGAGCUCUGACCUUGUUUUAUCAUACAGCUCCACAUGCCUACUGAAGGCCUGAGGGGCCUUGAGGAUCAAAGAUAAAUGGACAAAUUAUGUGAAAGAAGGACUGAGGGGUGCUAAAGGAUAUUGAGGUCUAAAAAGCAGUGGAGGGGGCAGUGCAGGGAGCAGGUACUAAGAUGUAGGAAAGAACUGAGGGAGGGUACUCUUAGAAAUGCAGUAAGCAAGUUUGUAGAUGGAUCUUUUUUAAGAAGGCAUGAAUUUGUGAGGUGGUAGAUAACAUGUUGGCUCUGCUUUUUAUUCACAAGAAAUCUAGAAAUAACCAGCAGCUUACCCUUUCUCCAGCUUUCCCUUAUCCUGAUCAUUGGUGUAUGCAGUCAGUAAACUAGUCCGUGCAUUUGCUCUCUGUUUCUUUCUCUGUGUCAUGGCCUCCAAACAUCUGCUGAGGCUGAGGUCACUGUGGGUCCAAGCCAAGAGCUAGUUGGGAACCUUUCUGAUGACACACUUUCACUUGUAAACUGCCAGUCAGAUGAAACCAAAACUUUUCAUGGAAAUGUUUCUGUUUCAACAAAAGCUUUGUUGAACAGUUUUUUCUGGUCUGGAUUGGAUGAGGAAGGGUUGGAGGGAGACAAGGAAAAUCAUCAUUUCCCCUUGAUAUACUUCAUUUCAAAUGAACUUGCCUCAGAUGUUCCAAAUCCUGGUUGGGUAUCCAGCAGCAUAAGGACUAAAAUGAAGUGGGUCAUCAUUCCAGGUGAAUGUGCCUCCUGCCAGGUAAACUGAACACUUGUAGUGAUUUUGAAAAGAAUAAAAAUUUUACAGGGUUUGGGAUGCUGAGGAAAAUAAACGUUAAGGCUUCUGCCUUUGUGUUUUGGUUUUGGGUUUUGUUGUUAUUGUCAUUGGGGUUUUUUGGUUUGGUGGGGGGAUUUUUUUAUUUUUAUUUUGUUUGGGUUUUGUUGUUUUUUUUUCUGUGGCCAGCUCCAUCCAAACACGCAAAUAGUGUUGCAUGAAGGAAGCACAGGGCAUAGAUAAAUCAGCAUUGUCAUGUGCCUCUUGGGCAAUAGAUAGUCUAAAUAAGCAAGAUUUAUGUGGAAGGAUUCAGCUGGGAUAUUCAUAAGGACCGACCUGAAUCUGAACUCCUUCCAGCUUAGGAUCAAACCUGAGAUGUGUAGUUCUGUCUGUCUUCCCCUCCUCAGCAUGUUCUUGAUGCCUGUGGUAACCUAACACGUGAUGCUGCCAGCCAGUGGUUCUUCAGUGAGGAAAAAUAGCUAUCCAGUCUGCCAGCAACCCUUCCUCUUUGCCAUCCUUAUGAUGACCCAGAAAGUUGCUGUGAAAUCUGCUAGAUCUGGUGGCCACUUUGCACAGCUCUUGCCCAUCCGCUUAAACCAGAUGUGUUUCUACCAGAGGUAACUCGUAUGGAAAAAUGCCAUUCCUGGAUCUCAGAAUGGAGUAGCCACAUAAAGCCAGCCUUUGAGUACUUGCAGAAGCCUGCAAAUGGUUUCUUAAACUGUGGCAGAACAGGAAUGGGAGCUUGUAGCACACCUGAAAUGGUCUGUGCCAUCAUUUGAUCUAGGAUCAUCUGUUUGAGGAAUUGUGGAAGGAAAACAGACUGAUUUACAGCCUGUUAAAAGUUAGUAUUCAUCAGUGCAGUCUGCACAGCCUGAGUUAAGGGGGGAACCAUCUGUGAUCUAAGAGCAAAUUUAGCUCUCUGCAUUAGUCAAAAGGCAGGGUCCUUGAGAAGAGAUAGACAUGCAUUUUGAAGCUUGCUGGAACAUUACUGGACCCAAGAUUAGUUGGAGCCCAGUGAUCGCGGAGAGGAGGACGGCAGAUCAGAGCAAGGCUUAUACUAGUUGUGCUGGCUGCAAAAUGCUGGAGCUGAGUUUUGCCUCUAUAUUCUUCCAAAUUCAGAAGACAAAGUCAGCAUUUUGUGCCUGCCCAAAGAGGAGCUAAGGGAUUAAACAGUGAAGAAAUGUCCCUCCACCAGCUGACGGAAAGUUUCCUUCUGCCAGUUCAGAUCCUGUGAUUGCUUUGCCAUCCAAGAGCUUGUCAGAUGGUAGGUGUUGGGCGCGCUUCACAGGCCUUGAGGACUUCUGGAACCCAGACACAUUCUGUGCCAACAGCCAGCUACCAAGAGCACAGUCCAGAAACAGGAUCAAAAUGUCUUAAUUAAAAAGAGAGAGAGUGUGUGUAUGUGUAAUUAAACAGCAUGUUACUUUCUACUGGAGCUGAGCAAAUACUACAGAAAGAAGGAAAAAUAAUGGACAAUCUAACCAGCAGAUUUAAUUCAGUGAUGUUUGGGUCCCUUCUUACUGGUAUCUGAAGAAGUAACUGAUUCUCUGCAUGCUUGGGAGGCUUCUGGGAAUGAGGAUGCUCUACAUCACUGAUGUGUGAGCAGCUGUGUGGGAGCGGGUAGCAAGGAGUAGUCACCUGGGAAAGGCCUCUGGACUGAUGAUGGUACAAAGCAGGUAAUAACUAAGUUAAUACAAAGGAAAUUCAGAGGGCAUCUAGUAUCUGUGUGUGUGUAUAUAUAUAUAAAAAAAAUAUAUCUAAUCUAAUAGAUUAGAAUGUAAAUGAGCUCCACUGGUUCAGUGCUUGGUUUUGUUUGCUUUGUUCAGAUAUUCCCCUUUGGAGCUCAGUAGAAGGGCUAUAGUUUGUCACCUUUGAUCUUGAGGAAAGUUACUGACGGUUAUUAUGAAUCAGGACAUCCUUAUUGUGUUGGCUUGUGGUAACGUGUUCCUUCCCCAUCAAAGGUGAAAGCUUUACUUGGUAAAUCUGAUCAUUUCUACCUGGAAGAAGCUGCCAGGGUUUCCUUGGGGGUCCUCCUUUUGAAAGAAACCUGGCCUAAUCCAGCAUGGCUAGAAUUGUUACCCGAAAUAGCAUACUUGUGAGGCUGAGCAAAUACUCUGCAUUAUAAAACAUUCUGAAUGAUGGGAUGUUACUCUGUAAUACCCAAGGGCUUCCCAGGUAUAUGUUAAUAACCCACUGUCACCAUCUGCCAUGUUCCUUCCUGUCUUUCAUGUCAACUUUAUGCUCAGUGCAGUGUUGUUUUGGAGGGAUUUUGUCUUCUGUAAGCAUACAUGCGUGGCCUGGGUUUUAUUGAAGGCAGCUGGCUGAAGGUAAUACUCUGCCUUUGGAGUGAGAGGUGAUGAGCUUCAGGGUAGUUUCCCAGCAUGGAUGUGUGGUGCCACAGAAAGCACAGAGCCCUGUGAAGCUGCCCAUCCUGGGACAUCCCUGCCAUUUUGGGAAUGCUCCCUACCUUUUGCAUCAACUUACCUGGAGCUCCCCACCUCUUUCUGAAGACAAAUAGGUCUCAUUCAUAGCAAAACACUGUAGGCUUAGGUGCACUGAGUGCAAAAUGUGGGGUUUUUUGAAAUCUUCUUGCAUACCUGGCUGUGCGCGGCCCUGGCCCUUGGGGCAGCCUGGCCAGAGGGUACCAUGGCUCAUAAAGGUCUGGAGUUUUAUUGCCAGCUCCCCGGGAGAGUGCCAAUUAGCUCCAGAGGAAUCUGCCUCUUGGCAACAGAGCUCUGCUUUUUAUACACGGGUACAGAAAUAAGUGAACAACGGUUCCUCUGAUCUCACCAGGGCAGAUGGCCGAUCUGAGGUUGGCAUUUGGGGACUUUGAAAUAACUCGCCAUGUUUCUUCCUUUCUUCUUCUUCUUCCUCCUUCCACAGUUUAGGUUAACCUUGUAAUUGUUGCUUCUUGCCCACACCAAUAAAAGAAAUACAGUUUCUUUUAUUAACAAUCUCUAAAGCCAACAGGUUGUGCUUUGCAAUCCACUUCAAACUCAGCCACUGCCACCUUUCUUUCCUCCCUUCUUUUCCUUCCCAGCGAUUCUGUUUCUGUCCUGCACUCCAGUCUCCCAUCCCCCGAGGCUUCCCCAGUCCCAUCCCUGCUCUCUGAGCUUCUGCUCAUCUUGCUUUUGCACAGAGCAAAGCGUAUUCUUGCUGCAGCAUGCAAAGUACUUAAUGUGCAAAGAAAGCUGUGCAAUCAGGUUAGAUGCACGUACAAAUCAAAGAUAGGCUGGGUUGGAGUUGAGAGUGGCAGCAGGCUUACUGCUUCUGGCGGGGAGCAAGAGCUCCCAUUUCUGGCUAAUCCCUCAUCUGAAAUCAGACCAAGCAGCUAGCAGGAAAUGUGACAUGCUUUCUAGACCUUCUGUAAUCCCUGAGCUGUCUAUACCUAGUGCAUGGUAGGAACAGGUUUACUGUUGAGGUAAGAGCCCUUGUUGUGAGCUCCAUCUGGCGUCUCAUGACGCAGUCACAGCUCUGCACUGCCCCUGCCCUUCUGCCAGGUAUGAGUUCAGGUCUUUGAUUUUAGGCACUUCUUUGAUUUUUUUGGUCCAAGGUAAAGAUUUAGUAAAUUUGGACUACCUGUAUUGCCUGCACCUUCACUCUCUUCUGGCUUCCCCCUUUCUACGUGACAUUAUUUUGCUUGCUGUUAGGAGAAACUUCAUGGCACUACUUGCACUCUUCCUUUCUUCUUCUUCCUCCUUAUACAGUUUAGAUUAACCUUGUAAUUGUUGCUUCUUGCCCACACCAAACCUCUGGAUUUCGUGAUGGUCAGCUACUACAACACCAGGUAUUUAACAUCUCUCAUCUCAAGCACAUUAGUCUGACACUUGCAUGUAAAUCUUAAGCAGUGCUUGUAGGACUUGCUGUGUGCAUGCUCAGAGGAGCUCCUUUGAACCUGCCCCCCGGCAGCAGACAGUGGGGAGGCUCCUUUGUCAUGCCAUGGCAUUUAUUGCCUUUAACGUGGUUCUUGGAUU